AUGUCCUCCGGUGAUAGACCCGUCAAGAACGCAUCAGGCCGCUACGACAACGUCGACUUCAGGAAAGCAGCGGGUUAUCAAUACCCACCCAUCAAGUGCAGCUACAACCGCCGCGAUGUUCUCCUCUUUGCCAACGCGAUUGGUGUCAAGAAGGAUGAGCUUCACUUCCUCUAUGAGCUCCACCCUCACUUCGCCGCCUUUCCCACGUUUCCCAUCAACCUCGCCUUCAAGCAGACAGACCAGGAUGUUUUCGACUUCAUCGCGCGGACAACGUCGGGCCAGGUUCCAGGAGUUCCGCCGUUCGACGCUCAGCGUUCUGUAGACGGCGAGCGCGGCAUCGAGAUCAUCCGGCCCAUUCCUGUGUCCUCUCAGGGGCUGGACCUGGAGAUUCGCAAUAAGGCGGAGCAGCUGCUAGUCGACAAGACAACGGAAACUGUCUACACCAAGAUGACCUCCACCGCGUUCGGCAUCGGACAGGGCGGCUACAACGGUCCCCGGGGCCCUUCAAAGCCGGCCGCAACGCCACCGAAAGACCGGAAACCAGAUGCCGUGCACACCAUCAAGACCACGCCGGAGGCCGCUCUGCUCUACCGUCUCUGUGGAGACUACAACCCCAUGCACGCCGACGAGGCCUUCGGUCAGCGGGCCGGGUUCAAGGGAUCCAUCCUCCACGGCCUCGGCACGUGGAACAUGGCCGCCCACGGUCUGCUCCAAGAGCUGGGCAAGAGCGAUCCUGACCGUCUCAAAGCCUACGGCGCGAGAUUCAAGAGCGUCGUUUAUCCUGGCGACACGCUCGAAACGCGCAUGUGGGUAGUGAAGACGGAGGGCGGGGUAGACGAUGUCGUGUUCGAGACGGUCGUCAAGGAGGAUGGCAGAGUCGCGCUAUCGAACGGAUACGCCAAGGUUGCGAAUGCAAAAGUGAAGCUUUGA
Messenger RNA from Colletotrichum karsti, 930 nucleotides. Its product is annotated as peroxisomal dehydratase. Gene Ontology annotation, cellular component: peroxisome. The transcript has 4 exons. Bases 1 to 930 code for a protein of 309 amino acids. The record is from RefSeq and is a predicted model, not a curated record. Lineage: Eukaryota; Fungi; Ascomycota; Sordariomycetes; Glomerellales; Glomerellaceae.